Paramuricea clavata is the source of this 363-nucleotide messenger RNA. The record is from the annotation of a GenBank genome assembly. NCBI's taxonomy places the organism in Eukaryota, Metazoa, Cnidaria, Anthozoa, Malacalcyonacea, Plexauridae.
AUGGCUGAACAACAUCUCGAGGAAAGACUUGGCAAUGGAGAAACUGACUCAGUGUUAACUUCACUUCGAUCACAAGAAACUAGUCCCCAGUCUCCAGUUAUGUCGAAAAAAUCCUCAAAUGUGGAACAGAAACAAAAAGAGGCAAAGGAGGCUAGUGAAAGGGUAAUCCAAAUGGAAAACGAACUGCGAGUAAAGGAGCUAGAGAUCCAAAAGCUGACCGCUGAGCUUCAGCUGACAAAACAGCGAACCGAUGAUGCAAGGAAAGUUGCUGCUCUCAACAAAUCCCGGGCUGAAGAAGCAGAACGAAGAUCGCAAGUAUCGGAUAAUGAUACAGUACAGAACUUCCUUAUUAACCGUCACUGA